UGGUAAUGGUGACAGUGAUGGUGGCGGCAACAAUAGGAAGGAUCUGGAUGAGCUAGCUGAUGUCAAAGCCACUUUGGCCUCCUAUUCUGGGAGAGCUAAACACAGAUGCCCUGUUUGGUUCUGGGCACAGUGACAUCCAGUGUAGCCCUUGCGUGCUCUCUGCUUGGGAGAGUCUUCUCUCAGAGAGGGGCAGGACUUGCUGCCUCCCUUUACUCAGGUGCUCCUUCAGUACAGGAUCUUCCCUGCCUUCAUCUACCUUGUUCCUAAAGCCUACCUUUUUAAAAUUCUGAAGGUUAGCUGGUUGACUUGUUGGGGGUUCGUUGGUGGGCUGACUGGUUAGUUUAUCGGUAGGUUUGUUGGUUGGUUGGUGAGUUUGUUUUGUGGGAUUUGUUGGUAGAUUUGUUGGUUGGUGGGUUUGUUGGUAAGCUUAUUGGUUGGUGGGUUUGUUGAUUGGUGGAUUGGAUUAAUGUCCAUUUGCUCCCUCCAUGGAGAUGUGAGAGUCAUGAAGGCAAGUACAGAAUCCCACAGGUUCCCCAUAGAAUCGUGGGGAAUCUUAGACCCAGAGUCUGGGAGACAUUCAGUAAAUUCUGUGCAGUUCUGUAGCUGCUGCUGGUUCCCUGUCUGGCAGGCUCACAUUAGGCUGGGCAGGUGGUCUCUAGGCCUGCUUAUCCCUGACAUUCUACUCUGAGCAUGAGUUAAAGAAGAGGUACCUGAGGUCCAGAAAACACAGGAGCACUUCCUGUGACCUGUUCUGGCCAAGAAUGGUCUCAAUGGCUUUGUCUAGUGUCAUUUGACGUUGAAUAGUGGUCGUGCUCAGGGCCCAGGUGCUUCUGAAAGGGGCCUCUGCACGUCAGGAUGCUCCACCACCUGGAUGAUCCCCAGAGCUGUACUCAGUACAGCUGAUGACCAGUACAGUCAGCAUGAGGGUUUUGAUGGCUACACUAUUAAGGGCUUGCUGUGGGCUGAGCACUUCCCCUGCAUCCUCUUGUUCAACCCUCUUGGGGGUAGUGUUUACUCCAUCUUUACCAUCAAGGAUACAGGGAACCCAGGAAGGGGAGAGACUUAGGUAGCCUAGGGCUCGCUGCUGGUGAACAGUGCAGCCUGGAUUUGAAUGCCAGCAACUUAGCAGUGCUCUGCUUAAAGGAACUAGGCUGGCCUCAAAGAAAUCAGCCCCAAAAGCCCACUCAGCUCCCUCACCCCAGGUUUCUUGAGGCUGCAGGAUGCACAGAAUUGACCUGAUGCCCAGUUACAGCCUGGCGCUCAGAGGAAGCCAGGCUCCUCCAAUAAUUUCCUGAGGCUGAAGUUUAAGAUAUAAUUUUACCAAGAUGGUUCCUAGAAAAUGUUUUAGUGGGAAGGGUAACUGAGUGCCAAAAUAUCACUCACAUUUUAGAAGCUCUGGUUUACAUAUCUAGCAGUAUUUAACAACAAUCUGUGUGCUUUAGGCCACGAGAUCUUGCAAAACUCAGGGCACCAGGCCCUGGCUAGUCACCUUUUCUUGAGGGACCAAGAGUUCAUGGCUGGUCCAGCUCUUUGUCCACAGAACAGAGCUGGAGGGGGAUCUCUGACAAGCUCUGUCUGCAAAUCUAGACACUUCCCACGUCUCACAGUGAUUGAAUCACAGGGGCUCAAAGAUGUGCCAAUAAUUGCACAGGCUGCCUGGGAAAACAAGGCGGGGGCACCGGCGUGGCUUUUGUGGGAUUAAGCAAUGUCUUGCGUGGGAAGUAAACUCCCAGGCCCUCAGUGAAAUAAUUUCCUUCCCUUCCCCUGAUGACUGUUUAAAGUGGGUCACAUCCGCAGUAACGUUUAUUGGUUAUGAAAAUGGUCUCUCACUUCAUCCCAAAGGAAUAUACUUACAGAAUAUAACCUCUGUAGAUUAAAGAAAGGAAAGGAACCCUGGGUAAAAUCAGAUGAAGCUCUGGAUGGGUGUUGGCCACAGAGUUGUUUUAGCUAUAAACACAGCAGCCCAAGGUGAGGAGAAAUGCCCAUUUCAGCAAAGUAGGGCCAAAUAUUCCCAAAAAACAACACUAUUCUCCCCUAUACCCUUCCUCAGAGCCCCCCAAAACAUAAAUACAGCAAUCCAGCUUUUCCCAGAGAAGCUUUGUCAUUAGUGACAGGGUUCAGAGCAUGUGGCCUGGCAGCCUGCGGGCAAAUCAAGGUGAGCUGGCUCAGGGCUGUUCACUCUUCUCCCCCAGCCCCUCUGAUGGACUGUCAGGCCAGCCACAUGAGCCAGGUCAUCUAUCUGUGGGGGCACCUUCCCCUUUGGGACACUAGGCAGUUUCAUUCUGUCACGGAAAUGUAUGUUAGAAAUAUUUUCAAGUUAAGAGGAAGAAGACUGGAAUGAAAGCUGACAGACUGCAGAGCCUAGGCUGCUGGAUCUGUAGGGCUGUCUGCAAGUGACAUGCCAGGGCCCCCAAAGCCUGGCUCAGUCGUGUCCUCUUUCAGAGUGGAUGCCAUGGUGGACCUGUUGGACAUGGACCGUGUGAAGAGGUCGGGCUCCAUGGAGCAGAGACUGGCCUCUCUGGAGGAGCAGGUGGCCCAGACAGCCAAAGCUUUGCACUGGAUUGUGACAACCCUGAAGGACAGUGGCUUUGGCUCAGAGGCAGGCAUGCCCACUCUGGCACCCCAAAAGGCCUGUGAUGAGACAGAUGCCGAGUUGGGUGCCAGGAGGAAGGUGGAGGAGCCGGGCGAUGGCUACCACGUGAAUGCCCGGCACCUCCUCUACCCCACCUCCCCUGUCACGCGUUUCCCCGUGCCCAACGAGAAGGUGCCCUGGGAGGUGGAGUUUCUGAUCUACGACCCCCCCUUCCACACGGCAGAGAGGAAGGAUGUCGUACUCAUGGACCCUGUGGGAGACACUCCAGAACCGCUGACGAAGACCCAUUACAACAUCCUGGAUGGACUGACAGACCGCCGCAGCUUUCAUGGGGUCUAUGAGGUCCAGGAUGGACUCCCCCUGAACCCCAUGGGCCGCACAGGGCUGCGUGGACGCGGGAGCCUCAGGUGGUUUGGACCUAACCACACCCUGCACCCUGUGAUUACCAGGUGGCGGAGGAAUCAGGAUGGGGCCAUCUGCAGGAAGAGCAUCAAGAAGAUGUUGGAGGUGCUGGUGCUGAAGCACCCCAGCUCGGAGCACUGGGCCUUGCCAGGAGGAUCCCGGGAGCCAGGGGAUAUGCUGCCACGGAAGCUGAAGCAGGUCCUCCGGCAAGAGUUCUGGGCAGCCUUUGAAAACCUGUUGAUGCAGGGCACAGAGGUGUACAAAGGGUACAUGGACGACCCGAGGAACACGGACAAUGCCUGGAUUGAGACAGUGGCUAUCAGCAUCCACUUCCCGGACCAGAACGAUGUGGAACUGAAGAGGCUGAAUUCUCACCUGCAUCCCUGUGACCCUGGGGUGUCCGUGCGAUGGCAGGUGGUGGACAGACGCAUUCCACUAUACGCAAACCACAAGACCAUCCUCCAGAAAGCAGCUGCUCUGUUUGCUGCUCACUACUGACAUGGACUCUCGUGGGCAGCUCCUCAGGUCAGGUGAGACCAGUCCGUCCACCCCUGCCCCUUCCCUGUCUAAGAUUUGGGUUGCUCUCCUGGCAGUCCACACAGGACUCAGGCCAACACCUGCUGCCAGAGGCACACACAGGCAGCCCUGGAUCUUGGGCAAGGGAGGGGCUGCUGCCAGCACUGCCACCACCCCUCAAGGUCACCACAAGUUGGCUGGCCAGACCAGCUGCUGAACUGGAAGCAUCAAGGCAGGGCACCCCUGGAGGAGAAGGGCCACGGGGCCCUCAUCAGCCAUCGCCUCCUCUCCCAGCCCCUCGCAGCCUUGGCCCUCAGUGGGGUCCAGUCCUUUCUUGAUCAUGAGUGGCACAUCCCCCCCUGGAGGUGUUUGCCUAAGGCUGAGCUUCCUGGGGAAUUGGGGUCCUCUGUGGCCUCUUCCUGUUCAUGCCUGUGAGGACUUGGGAAGGUGACCUGCCUUGCCCCUGAGAUGGCCUCCUUUAUCCAGAUGUGACCUUAUGAGGACCCUGGCCCAGGGUGAAGGCACCAGGUGACUGCCCUCACCAUCAGGAUUGGGCUCCCCAGUGUGGGGCAGGAGCCCAGGCAAGCUGGGCUUCUCUCACAGGCAGACGUGACCUUCCUUCUGGGCCCACAGCAGCACGGAGAGGUGGGACUCUGUUUCCAGGCCUCCCUGGAGCCAGCAGAGCUCUGUCAGGACAUGGGGCCUCCUGGUUUGGAGUCAGUGACUCAGAAACAGAAGCUGUCAGAAGGAAUGGAAGGGAACAAUGUAAAAAUCCAAGACCGCAUAUCUUAGCAGGUCUCAGGCUCUCCUGGCCAGCCUUCCUGCAUUUCCACAAAUAAAGUUACUGAUAUGUCCUGUGGCUGGGGCUGUGAUUGGGCCUCUAAACUUCUCUUGUGGCCCGCAGGGGGCAUCCUGUGGUCCCUUCUAUGGGUACCUCCCAUAGAGGCCCUGCAGGCCCCUCUGGCUCCAACUUUGCUUUCUCCUCUGACCCCCGUCUUCAGGUUCCAGCAUCCAUCCUGAACCCCCCAAGCUGGGGACUUGGCACCCACGCACCCUCUCCCUGGCCCCACAAAUGGUGUCUACACCCCCGUGGACACUGGCACUAUGUGGUCUUUGGGUGUCGCUGCCCUGUUUUCAGAGCCCAGGGUCUGGCCUGGUUACCCAGUGCCAUGAAGGCGAGGGCCGUGCGUGGUGUGGUGGAGUGGGGAGGCAAAAGGCACUUCAUGGACUGGCACAGGGCCCUGCUGAGUCUCGCCUGCAGACUCGUUCAUAUGUGGGAAAUGAAUACACACUGGUGUACACUGUCAUGGCAGGAGCCAACUGAUUUUAACCUGAAAUACUGACUAAACCUGCAGCCAACCAAUUUGAACUGAAUCUUUCGAUAACCUAGAACCACUAGACCUUGGAGGAAACCAAAACUAUCAGAAAGAGGCAUCGAAGCCAGAACUGGUUUUGUAGAAGCCAAAAGAGCUCUCUAGAAAACGGCGAUAAGU
This is a messenger RNA of Castor canadensis (American beaver), 5004 nucleotides long. The record is from RefSeq and is a predicted model, not a curated record. Lineage: Eukaryota; Metazoa; Chordata; Mammalia; Rodentia; Castoridae.